AGCGCGUCGCCCACGGGAAACAAAAUGGCGGAAGAAGAGACAUCUGCAGAAGCCUUGGUGAGCCUACGAGGUAUUGGAUCUCCAUUCAGCUCGCCGGCAAAACGUAGCACUCCGCCACGGUCCAAGAAAAGAACUCGACAGACUGAUGAUAGUGUAGAAGAUUCUGACUUAGACAGAGGCACAGAUGAAGGGGAAUACUCACUUUCCUCCCCAAGAACUAGGAGAAUGACAAAAGCAGCUUCUCUGUUAUUUGGCAAUGGAAGUACAGACAAGAAGCUUGCCAAGGCUUCCUUUGCUAAGCUGCAGAACCUUUUGAAGUUACCCAAAGCAGCAAGAUGGUGUUAUUUUGAAUGGUUCUACUCCAGCUUAGACAGAGUGUUAUUUCAAGGUGACAACGACUUUGAUGUUUGCCUGAGGGAAUCAUUUCCAAAUUUAAAGACUCGCAAAUUACGUCGUGUUGAGUGGAGGGAAGUUAGAAGACUAAUGGGUAAACCAAGGAGAUGUUCUCCAGCAUUUUUCUUGGAAGAGCGGCAAGCCUUGGAAGAGAAGAGACGAAAGAUUCGCAUGCUUCAGCAACGAAAGGUUACUGAACUUAGCAGGUUCAAGGAUUUACCCGAUGAGGUUCCAUUACCUUUGGUUAUUGGGACAAAGGUUACAGCCCGCCUGCGUGGGCCUCAUGAUGGCCUUUUUACCGGUCAGAUAGAUGCAGUUGAUACUGUGAACUGCUCUUACAGAGUUACUUUUGAUCGCCCAGGCCUUGGAACACAUUCAGUUCUUGAUCUUGAAGUCUUGAGUGAAGAGCCACAUGACACCAUGCCCAUAUCAUCAUUUCUUCAAAAAGAACGGCCAAGAACAGCAGCAUUCACUCCUGCAUAUACACCACCAAGGCUUCUUCCUGCUGGUAGUGACUUGAAUAGCCCAAAUAUGGUUCAUGAUCCUCUUAUAGGAGCAUCACCUGGAAGGUUACGACUUCAAGAUGCAAUCUCUCAACAAGGACAAGGUGGCACUCUUGGUGGUUUUCCAAUCAGGUUUCUCAUCCUUGUGACAAGAUUAUCAAAGAUCUUACUUGUCAAGAAAGAAUGCAUUGAAAAGUUACGAGAAAUGAACACACAAGCUCAGAAGAUGAAAUCCUAUCAGGAGCCCAUUGAUAAGGAGUUCCAGAGGCGCUAUGCCUCUGUUGUAUUGGAGUUAGAGCGGCUUAACAAGGAUCUCAAUGAGUAUUUAACAGGUGUUCAGGAGUAUUGUCAAGAGCUGGCCCCUGAACAAGGAGUUCAAUCGAUGGAUCCUUCCAUCAGUGUUAAAAGAAGAUGUGAUGAAGAGGCUGCCAGAGUAGUGGAAGACAAUAAUGCAAACAUGGGCCUAAAUGCUCUCACAAGUCAGCCUUUGGUGCAGAUUGUCAGUAAUUUAACUUCUCUCAUGCUUCAAAUUAAGUCUUUAGCAGAGAAUGAUCUCAAUACCUUUGAGUUCAAAUCUUUAUCUGAUGCAGUGGAUGAAAUCAAGAAAACUAUAGACCCCUCAAACAUUAGCUGUUUUCAGAACAAUGUAGAGAUCCAUGUAGCUCACAUCCAGUCUGGUCUUAGUCAGAUGGGAAAUCUACAUGCGUUUUCAUCAUCUGCUGGGCCUUCAUAAGAUAUGUUUUGCAGCACAUAAAUCAUGGGUAGACAACAACUCUUAGUCAACAUGUAUGCUACAUUGAGACAUGAAAAUAAAAUCCCACUCAAACAUGAUUAGAUAAUUAUUUAGAACUUCAUUUUUGAAAUAGGCUUUUUGCGCCAACUACUUAAAAUGACUAGUCAAACCUGCUGUCUUCAGCAUUUUAUUUAAACAAAUGCAGUUGUUAAAUAAUUAUUGUAAAGAAAAGUUGCAGUUAAUACUGUGGUGAAUUGUGGUGAAUUGACUUGAAAUGAGGUGUAAUUGUUUGUCACAAGAUGUGGUUGUUUCUCAAUACUGAAUCCACAUUGGAGGCUACAUACACUUCUCCAAUCCAUGUUGUGAUUCACUCUGGAGAUGACACAUGCUUCUCAGCUCCACAUUGGAGAUGACACAUGCUUCUCAGCUCCACAUUGGAGGUGACACACACUUCCUAGCUCUGCAUUGCAAUCCACAUUAGAGGUGGCUACUUUGUGAGACAAACAGUUUUACUUCAUUUCAAAUGCACAUGGAUAUAAUGGAAAAGGUUCAUAAGAAAUUAUGAAAAGAGGGUCUGUAAUAACCAAUAAUACUAGCUUAUGUUUUUAAUACAAACAUAUUCCUGUUAACAUUUGACUGGAUGAGUGGUUAGAAAUGCACAACCUUUUGAUCGAAUCUAUUUCAUUAAAGUUGUGAUUUUUCUGAUUAUAUACAUGAAUAAAGUCAUCUAUACUUUUUCUGCAAA
Pocillopora damicornis (cauliflower coral) is the source of this 2374-nucleotide messenger RNA. RefSeq names its product protein lin-9 homolog. Gene Ontology annotation, biological process: regulation of cell cycle; regulation of transcription by RNA polymerase II; reproductive process. The record is from RefSeq and is a predicted model, not a curated record. NCBI's taxonomy places the organism in Eukaryota, Metazoa, Cnidaria, Anthozoa, Scleractinia, Pocilloporidae. Gene Ontology annotation, molecular function: DNA binding. Gene Ontology annotation, cellular component: transcription repressor complex; nucleoplasm.